This is a messenger RNA of Lathyrus oleraceus (garden pea), 1197 nucleotides long. Its product is annotated as probable inactive 2-oxoglutarate-dependent dioxygenase AOP2. The coding region runs from base 39 to 989 and encodes 316 amino acids. Lineage: Eukaryota; Viridiplantae; Streptophyta; Magnoliopsida; Fabales; Fabaceae. The transcript has 3 exons. The record is from RefSeq and is a predicted model, not a curated record.
UAUACAUUCUACAUAGCGAAAUAUAGUGCAAAAGAAAAAUGGAUAGUGAGAGUGGAAUUCCAAUUUUAGAUUUUCGAAAGAGCAGUGGAGUGACAUUAGAAGAAGGAAGUGAAGGAUGGAAAGAAAUGAGUAAGAAAGUGCGAGAAGCAUUUGAGAAUCACGGUGCUUUUCUUUUAAGAUGCGAUGAAAUACCGAAUGAAUUACGAGAAGAAAUGUUCACAGGCAUGAAAUCUUUGUUUGAACUACCUGAAGAGACAAAGUUGAAGUUCUCUAGCACAAGAGCAUAUAGGGGUUACACUGCUAAGAGUCAUGUUAUUCCUCAUUGUCAGAGUUUUGGAAUUGACGACGCUCUUAAGUCAGAUACAUCUCAGAAUUUCACUAACCUCAUGUGGCCGGAAGGAAAUCUAACAUUCAGUGAGACACUGAGUUCUUUGACCUCAAAAACAAGAGAAUUAAGCAGGCUUAUCUUAAAGAUGGUUGUGGAGGGUUUUGGUCUUCCAGAAGAAUAUAUUGCGGAAGUUGAAGAGUUGAAUAGCCACAAUGAUUCACGAAUGACAAGGUAUCAACUUCCUGAAGAAAACAAGGAUUCUGAAAUUGCUUUAGUGCCUCACACUGACAAAGGCACCUUAGCCCUAAUAUGCCACAACGAAGUCCAAGGUUUGCAGGUUUUACCAAACUCGGGAAAUUGGGUUAAUGUCAACAUUCCUCCUAAUGGUUUUAUUGUGAUUGUUGGUGACAUGUUGAAGGCAUGGAGUAAUGGGAGACUCCAAGCACCAACACACAGAGUGGUGACAAGAGGAGACAAAGAGAGAUUGGCAUUCAUUCUUUUUGCUGUGCCAAAGCAAGAAACACUUAUUAAGGUGCCAUCGGAGUUGGUAGAUGAAGAUCACCCUCUUCGUUACAAGCCAUUCAAGUACGAGGAGUUUGUAGAUUUUCAUUAUACAACUCGCACCGAAAAGGGAGUACUUGAACAAGUUGCUGGAGUUUGAUGUUUAAUUAUGUGAUGCAAGAGUAAUUCUAUAUGUCAUAAUAAUGCAGAGUAUUUGGACUCUCAGUUUUUUUUUUUUGCAAUAAUGAAAAUAAGAACCUGGUGCUAAAACAUUGAAAGAGGGUUCCAUUCUCACUUUUGCAAUAAAUAAAUAUUAAUUAAAUAAAAUGUAUUUCCUUUCACAUAAUGCAAAAGUAUUUUGAUUUCUA